AUGAACACAACGCAAAGGGCCCGUGUGGCCCAAUUACCAGACAUUGCGCGGCUAUGUGUGCGGCAAUUGCACGGCGCGAAACGACCACCGAACCCCAUGGCCUUCCAGGGGCCCGAAGGCCACGGCGAGAACAUCUGGGUAUUCGCCCACCGCAGGACCGACCAAAUAAUCUACAGCUUCAAUUCCACGUUAGACGGAUUCCACGACAUGAAGCAGCUGCCCUUCAACGGCAAGAAGACCAAACCCGCCAAGCUCCGCAAGGACUACUGGGCGCCCAUGGCCCGCAUCGCCUUCCCCCGCGGUGCCGGUGCCGUCGGCGUCGCCGCCUUCCAGAAGCUGCGCGAGCUCAAGCACCUGCACGAGGUCUCCUGGGACGACACCCUCCUCUACAAGAAACCCAUCGAGUACACCGAGACCGAGAAGAAGGCCGUUGCCCGUCGGGCCGCCGAGGGCGAGGCCCCGCCGCUGUUCACGCGCACCAAGGCCGAGCGCGGCAAGGCGCUCAACGCGCAAAAGACAAACUCGAUCGCGGACAUCGCGGCCGUGCUGGGAGGCGCCGGCGCCGGCAACAAGAUCGUCUCCAGGGACGGCAAGGGCCCGAGCAGACGCGUGGAGGUCAAGGUCACCUGGGCCAACAUUCUGGAUGCGGGACACGCGCAGAAGUGGACGCGCAACGUCUCGCACUCGGAGAUGGUAGACCCUGUUCCCGAGACAGCCCUCCCCGCAGAGGCGGAAGCUGCGGCAUGA
This is a messenger RNA of Cordyceps fumosorosea ARSEF 2679, 747 nucleotides long. RefSeq lists its product as hypothetical. Gene Ontology annotation, molecular function: structural constituent of ribosome; single-stranded DNA binding; DNA strand exchange activity. The record is from RefSeq and is a predicted model, not a curated record. Gene Ontology annotation, cellular component: nucleus; mitochondrial large ribosomal subunit. Lineage: Eukaryota; Fungi; Ascomycota; Sordariomycetes; Hypocreales; Cordycipitaceae. The coding region runs from base 1 to 747 and encodes 248 amino acids. The transcript is spliced from 2 exons. Gene Ontology annotation, biological process: positive regulation of mitochondrial DNA replication; DNA recombination.